UUCGCCGAUCUUCCACCUUCAGUACACUUUCACUGUUUAAAGGGUGAGGUGUUCCAGUAGCGGCUCCGGGCUCCUGGCCACAUUGAUUAUCAUCUUCCCUUAAUUCUUUCAACGAGCGUCAUGCCGUCUCCAAAGUGACCCGCACCGGGGAAUUCGUCAUCUGUUGAGGAAUGCGCAGGAUGUUGUGGUGUCGGCGACGUGGGCGGUGGGCGAGCGUGGGCGUGGCUGUGCUGGUCCUCUUCGUCCUCGUCUUCGUCAUCAAGGACCCCAGGAUCUCCUUCGACGACAACCCGGACGUCAUGAUCCCUCUCAAGUCGCGCCACCACAACCAGGAGGAGUAUAUUGACAAGCGAGGGAUCCACGUGGUGGUGGGUCACUACAUGGGGGACAACAUCCCGGGCAAGACCUCUCCUAACCUUACUGAAGAGCUCCUGAACACCAACGGGUACUCGCCCCAGCCCACGGCGGGGGAGAACGGUAACCCCGUUCACAUCCCCAGCUGGGAGGGGGCCCGGAUGCAACAGCUUUACCACAUCAACAAGUUCAACCUGCUGGCUUCUGACCGCGUCCCUCUUAACCGGACCCUCCCGGACGUCCGCAAGAAGAAGUGCCACGAGAGGGCGUACCGGGUGGAGCGUCUCCCUUCGACCUCAGUCAUUAUCGUCUUCCACAACGAGGCUUGGUCCACCCUGCUGAGGACAGUUCACUCCGUCAUCACUCGCUCUCCUCCCAGUCUUCUGGAGGAGAUCCUUCUGGUCGACGACGCCUCACAGAGGACCUUUCUCAAGGAGCCGCUGGAUGAGUACGUGGCCAAGCUUCCAGUGUCUGUGCGUGUCAUCCGGUCAUCUGUGAGGACGGGGCUGAUCCGUGCGCGGCUGUUGGGGGCUCAAGAGGCCAGGGGCGCCGUCCUCACCUUCCUUGAUGCCCACUGUGAGGCCACGACAGGAUGGUUGGAGCCGCUACUGUCGAGGAUCGCGGAGGACCGGACCAGGGUCGUGUGUCCCAUCAUCGACAUCAUCCACGAGGACACCUUCCAGUACGUGCGGUCCUUCGAGCUCCACUGGGGCGCCUUCAACUGGAACCUUCACUUCCGAUGGUAUACUCUGGGCCAGAAGGAGCUCGAUGAGCGCAAGAAGGAUAUCACUGAAGCAUACAGAACCCCAGCGAUGGCCGGAGGUCUCUUCAGCAUCCACAAGGACUACUUCUACCAGGUGGGGUCCUACGACCGCCACAUGGACGUGUGGGGAGGAGAAAACCUCGAGAUGUCCUUCAGGGUGUGGAUGUGCGGAGGGUCGGUGGAGAUCGCCCCGUGCAGCCACGUCGGUCACGUCUUCAGGAAGAGCUCGCCCUAUACCUUUCCUGGCGAGGGCGGCGUAGGAGGGGUCCUCUACCGCAACCUGGCCCGCGUCGCCUUAGUCUGGCUCGAUGACUGGGCCGAGUUCUAUUUUAAAAUCAACGCUGAGGCUGCUCGAGUGCGAGACGACGUGACAGUUCGGGACCGACUGAUGCUGAGGGACCGUCUCAACUGCCGUAGCUUCAAGUGGUACCUGGACAACAUCUGGCCCGAACACUUCUUCCCGAUGAAGGACCGCUUCUUCGGCAAGAUCCGUCACGAGCAACAGAGUCGUUGCCUACAGAGGCCUGUGGGGUCUGGAGGCAGCAAUCAGCCCACGGGAGCUGCGGUGCUUCGUGAGUGUGUCAUAGAAACCUUCCCACUACAAACAUUUGUCUUUACCAAGAAAGGGUACAUCAUGACAGAUGAGAGCGUGUGUGUGGACGCCCCCGACGCCGACUCCGCCAGGGAGCCCCAGGUCCGCAUCAUGGCUUGUAAUGAGUUCGAGCGGCAGAGAUGGACUUACGACGAGGACACUCACCUGGUGAGGCACUUGCAGUCCGACCUGUGCCUCGACCUUCCCUCCAAGGCCAAUCCGGAGACACUCUCUCUCCAAAAGUGUGACACUUACUCCAAAAGUCAGAGGUGGAUCUUCCAGCACGAGGAUUGGACUAAAUCUAAGUGAAAGACGGUUUAUUCAUCAAAGGAAAAUGUGAUGUAGUAAUGGAUGAUGUGAAGGAUGUGAACCCUUCUGAUUAUCGUCCGUAAUUAGCUGUUAUACAUGCCAUGAGAGUUCAGGCAAUAGUGCUGUUGCAAAAUGCAAUUCAAGAGAAAAGAAGAACAGCAGUGUGUUAUACUGUCACCAGCAGUGUUGUCUUUCUAAGAAUAAAUGUAUCUGUGAUAUCUCGAGCACCAGUAUGGAGGAAUGAAGUUUGAUGACGAGACUUGUCCCUUCUGAUUUAUGGUCACCGACUGGAUACUUAAGGUUUUCACCCGAAGCUUAAGCACUACGCAUCCGAAUUUCAUACGCUGUUAUCCGAAGUUCAUUCGCUUUUAUCCGAAGUUCAUGUACUGUUUUUUAUUUAUGAACAAGAAAACUGUUGGUGCUGGUCGGUUUCCUUGAGAGGCACCGAUAACCAAAUCAGAAGUAUUAUAACUCAUAACACAAAUUAAUGAAUAAAUAAUGUAAAGUGAGAAUCUGUAAUUGAUAUUAACAUUAGUGAUAUACAUAAUGCAGAAAUUGGCACUCUUCGUGGUAAUGAGUAUUAUUUGAUGAGCAGUGAUGAAAUUGUUUGACAUUACCUCAGGUUUAUAAUGUUGAGGUUCUACAGGGUGUUGAAUAGACUUCAUUAGAAUCCUUUUGUUUUCUACUGUUCAUCCUGUAUAUUGGAUAACACAGUUUACAAAAGGAAUAAAGAGUUAUUAGAUGGUGAAAAUACUGAUAUCGGAACAACCGUGGACAUCUUCAAGAGAAGAGUAGAUAGUUUUUCUUCAAGAAGUGCCGGACCAACCAGGCUGUGGUAGAUAUGUGGGCCAGCGGGCCGCUGCAAGCAACAGGCUGUUGGGUCAAGCUCUCACAAGUCAAGCCUGCGCCGGGCUUGGGGAGUAGACGAACUUCCAGAAGCCCAUCCAGGUACAGUGCAGGUACCGAGAAAUUCCUGUCUGAAUAUUGAAUGUUUUUUCAAUAUAUAUUCAUUUUACUGCAGCUUUUUUUAGGUUUGAAUGAAACAUAUUAGAACUGUUUAGUGUAUUGUUGAUGGUCACAUUUAUGCAUCUCUUAAAUGUCAUGAAGUUCGACUCUGUUUUGUUUACCAUUGUACGAAAUGGCAAUGUCCUUGAUAUUUGAUGUUUUGAUGAAUGAUGUGCUUUCAGGGAUAUGCUUGCUUUUAUCAUUAUCCAUAGAUAUCCAAGCCCUUGGUGAUGAGUUUGUUAGAAAUAUUUCAAGCCGUUUUAAUGCUUUAAGUGUUGGAUAAUCUUCAUCAUGAUGACACGAACGUGUCAUUAUGAAUCGGUUUUCUCACAUGAAUCAAAAUAUCUUUUAGGCUUUCCAUUUACCAGAGUCACUCCAAAUCAAGCAGGCUUUAAUUUGUGUAAGACUUAUUUACACACAAAAAGGAAGUAAUGAUACCAUUUUGCGAAUAUUUCAGAAGAGAAUAAACAAUAUAAUUUUAACACGGACGCCUUAAAAUUCAGUUUUACAUACAAUCACAUUACAAUCUUAAAGAAAGUUUAUUCCCCUUGAGGAAUGGUGACUUACAAAAUUCAGUGAUGGUGUUUGUCAUCAUUGUUUCACACACUGCAGCAUGUUCAGCUUGCUUAAGCUUUGUGUGAGGGUAAACAAGGGGGAUACGAGUCGAAUACAUGAUACAUUGUUGUAGGCUUGUAGUGCAGCUGUUGUGUCGUAGUGACCUGGGGCCAGAUUCACGAAGCAGUUACGGAAGUGCUUACGAACGUGUACAACUUUGCUCAAUUUUAGACGGCUUUGGUUACAUUUAUUAAACGGUUUACAAGGAUGAAAACUUGCCAAUCA
This is a messenger RNA of Procambarus clarkii (red swamp crayfish), 3863 nucleotides long. NCBI's taxonomy places the organism in Eukaryota, Metazoa, Arthropoda, Malacostraca, Decapoda, Cambaridae. The record is from RefSeq and is a predicted model, not a curated record.